AUGUUUCAGUUUCAGACAGGUAUUCGUGGACGAAUUACUUCUAUUCUAAAACGUUCUUCUUAUUGCUUACUCGCCAAUAUGACAUCGUUAUGUACUCCACGACUCGACAAUGCUGGAGCCUUUGAUCAUGUGAAUGGCGCAGAAUUACGUGGUCUCGUAGCAGGUUUGAUUCAAAAAGAUGCUGAUUCUCAUCAUGUCUUUUUUAAUAGUCAGGGCUUCCACAAUCAUCUCGUUCAUUUGUUGCUGGCUGAUUACAGUCUUGGUGCGAGUGAAAAUCGACUCAAGGAAAUCUAUGAAAUCGAAAGUCCCAGUCAACGGCCAAAAUUGCCAGAAAAAAGUGACUUCGUCUGGAGCAGCGAUCAUUGCCUCGGUCAUGAAGAGUAUUACACAUCCUACUUGAACUUUUUUCUCGAACAAAUCAAGAGCAAAGGUGUACGAGCUUGUAUCGAAGAAUACAUUUUUCGAGACGAUGCUACCAAUAUGUAUGCACGAUUUUUCAGUGGCGUUUACCAUCCGUUCAUUCACAUAGGCUAUGGAGUAGAAUUUGGAAUACCAAUGCUCGUUGCCGAGGGCCUUGCACAAACAGCGGUUCACGGUACUACGCUUGUUCCUCUUUACUCUGUGACGUCUCCGAUAGACAAGAAAACGGCAAGUGGAUCUUCCACGACUGCUACGAAUAUUGCACUAUCAACUCGUGACGACCACCGGUUCGAUGAUAUUGUCAAGUGGGAAGACAGUCCAAAGAUCAAAGCUCUUCUUCAACGCAAACCUGAUUUGGUACGAGAACAUGUAGACAAAUGGAUCGUGUCGGAAACGCUCGACAGACCUACCGGAUUGAGAGCUCGUGCGACAGAACUUCAAGCACUUGCAGCGGCACUUUAUGCGGGACCUCAACGACCAGGCAAACAAAUCACUAUCGAUUUCUUUCUCAUGCAUGCCUUCACCAGCUCACUCUUCGUACACAGCUAUAUCGAGUUCCUCAAUCCACGUUAUGGAGCGGCAUUGUUACGUGGCAAGUUUGCAGUCGAUCUCGCCUACUAUAUUUCGCGCAAUCGACCAUUGUUGAAUCUCGAACAGUUUAAAUCAUAUCCAUUAAAAUCGUGGAGUGAAAUCAUCUCGAAAGCCAUUUCUCACGGUGAUUCACACGUGCCAAAGUCUAUUCGAGCUGUGAAACAUGCGGCAGCAUAUGACACUACAAUCCCCUCUGAAAUAUAUCAAGCUAUAGCCACAAUAACGGUUGAUCCGGAUAGAAAGUGGAGUUCGGAUGGUAUUGGGUUUGAUGAGGAAUGGCAAGAUGUCCCGGACAAAAUAUAG
Messenger RNA from Didymodactylos carnosus, 1314 nucleotides. Lineage: Eukaryota; Metazoa; Rotifera; Eurotatoria; Philodinida; Philodinidae. The record is from the annotation of a GenBank genome assembly.